AUGAGCGAUUCUAGAUUUACCGUAGCUGUCAUUCUUUCCGGUGCAGAUAUUCCAGAUGCUGAAAUAAGUAAGAUGGCAGCAGGUUAUCUUAAAGUUCAAACUCCAGAAGGAAAAUUUCUUUUAAUUAUUUAUUGGAACAAAAUUUUAUAUUUAGAAGAUAUAAAGCUAUCAGCGAGGUUUAAGGUUCUUUAUUUUACUAUUAGAAACACGAAUAUUUUAACAAACAUUUUAGGUAUUACUAAAUUCUCGUAUUGUAUUACAGCAAUUCCAGAAAUUUUCUAUCAAAUCUAUGAAUUUUGCGAGAGCCUUAAUGUUGGUACCACUCAAGAAGAAGAUAAAGAAGACGAAGACGAAGAAAACAAUGAUUCACCGAAAUUUACAGCAAUUGCCGAUCCGUACAAUUACAAAUGUCAAAUUUUGUUUUAUCUACAGUUCGCCGCCCUUAAUGAAGAAGCCUUAAAACUCUUUCGAAUGAGAAUCCAAUUUGAAGAUGAAGAACAGGAAUCUCUUAUUGAUAAAGCUGUCAUAAGCUUAGAUUCAAAGUAUAUUCUAUAUAAAAUGGUCCCGAAAUUACGUUUCAAAGAAAAAAUUUCUGCAAAAGAUUUUAAUCCAAUUGUUCAAAUCAUGGAAUGCUAUCAAAAAUCGCAGCCCGAUGCAAAACCAAUGAUUUCAGCCACAAAAUAUAACAAUUCCGUUGAAAUUUUCGUUUAUUUCGAAGAUUUUUCAUAUCAACAUUUAGAAAGAGCAUGUUAUCAUAUUGGAAAUAACAUUGUCUACUUUGUUCCAAUGCAUAAUAACGAAGACAAAAAGAGGAUUUUCUUAUUAAAGUCCGCAAUUACGAAUUUCAGUGAUAUUUUUGAUAGUCUCUACUCAUAUUGCAAUUUCAAAGUCCUCUCCAUCGAAGAGAACGGCACAUUCCUUUGUGUUACCAUCUCUGCUUCGCAAGAUGACUAUAGAGCGUAUUACAGAAAAAUGGCUGACUUCCGCGGUAACGAUGUCGAUUCAAUUUGCAGCGACACAAAGAAUGAUGCCAAUAAGGAUAGGAAAAUUAAUCCAAUUGUAUCAUUUAUUCGUGAUAAUAACUAUAAUAACCCAGAGUUCGAUCUCCAAGAAUUUAACUUCCUUAAGUUCCCUCCUGGAAAGCACGAAGUUCUUUUCAGGAUGCUCAAGAAGUUUGGUUUGAUUUCUAUUUCGGAAUACGAUCAAAAAAUCAAAGGAUAUCGUUGUUUCUCGUCCUUAUACGAUUUCCGUAAGAUUGUUGAAAAUUUCCCUUCAAAUGUUGUUGAAGUCAGAUCUAAUACACCAAAAGGAUAA
Messenger RNA from Trichomonas vaginalis G3, 1314 nucleotides. RefSeq lists its product as uncharacterized. Bases 1 to 1314 code for a protein of 437 amino acids. The transcript has a single exon. NCBI's taxonomy places the organism in Eukaryota, Parabasalia, Trichomonadida, Trichomonadidae. The record is from RefSeq and is a predicted model, not a curated record.